AGGGCGAAAAAUUACGUCACUAUCGUAGAAAUCUCACUUCCUUUUUAUCUGAUGCUCUAGGUCAGUAAGAACUCUUCAUUUCGUUAAAAACAUGAAUUGGACAAGUUUCUUUUUGUUGUGUCCCCUUCUCGUCCUAGCUCACAGAGUGAAAAUAGGAAGAGUGAGUGGUCCAGGAGAUGAUGACCGUCUUACAACAGAAGAGUUCUGGUCGUAUAGUCCAAAUUCGGCUACAUCUCUUAUUUUGGAACCGGUGACACACAAAAUACAAUGGUGGACCACCUUAGAUGCCACAGUAGCUGUUUGCAAACUCGCUGAGCGUGGAGUUCGAGCUCUGGUUAUGGAUGGACCCCCACGGCUCAGUCCUUUGCUGGCUACAUAUUCAAAGCAUAUGCAGAUGCCCAGUAUAGGAGGAACGGUGAAUGUUCUUCCGGAUGCGAACGAGGCAGCUGCUUUUUUCAUUCAACAGUGGAAAACCUUUGCCUUCAUCUAUACAACAGAAACAGGGCCGGAUCAGCUUCAGAAGAUUCUACGUCUUUUAGAUUUCACUCCCAGGGUAGAGGCUUUCUGGCGUACUAAUGGCGCAAAGGAGACUCUAGAAUUCGCCAAAUCUCUGCCGAAUGUUCCAUUAGUGAUAUCUUCCUCGGAAUCAUUUGUGGAUGAGUUAUUGUCUUAUUUGGCUAUAUUGAGAAGAAGUUUUGAUAUAAUGCUCUUAACACCUGUUGGUAGCGUACGAAAGAAGCUGCAUCCCGGCUCCUACAGACUUAUUCAAUUCUCUUUUGUGGAUCAAGACUCACCCACUCUGAAAGGCUUCGAAAACAGAUGGAAAACCAUUCGAAGAAGUUCCAAUACCGACAAAGAACUGCCUGAUAGUGCCAUAUUGAAUCAUGAAGCUAGCACAGUUUUUCAAAACUUGUUCAAUGAGCAAAGAUCUUCUGAUUUUUCCGGACAGAAGUUUGAUUGCUUUAAUUACAGCGCAGGGAUAUCACCUAACGAUUUACAAAAUGUGUUCGUGUCAGAUGGACUAAGUGGGGAAAUAAAAUUUGAUUCUGAGGGAAGAAGAAAAGAUUACAAGCUUAAUAUCUAUGAAGAAAGGCCAGUAGAUUUGAGAAAGAUAGGAUGGUGGUCGGCUAACGAGGGUGUACAGCUUUCAGAAAAACAUAUGCAAAUGUCUCCCACUUCGGCUGCUCAACAAGAUGAACGUGCUACGCAUUUUCGGGUUACAAGUAUUAUAAACAAACCAUUUUUGUUCGAAAGCUCAGAUGGCAAUUUGCAAGGUUUCAUUAUUGAUUUCCUAGAAGAACUGAAGACUGUCCUUCGUAUAUCAUACACCUUAAAUUUAGUGAAAGAUGGUAAAUAUGGUAUGGUGAAUCCUGACGGCACAUGGAAUGGUAUGAUUGGAGAACUUUUGAGAGGUGAAGCAGAUAUGAUAGUCAGUGAUCUAACAAAAACAAAAUUCCGUGAAGCUGUAGUAGAUUACAGCAAACCUUUCAUGACAUUUGGACUGAAUAUCCUGAUGAAGAAACCGGAUAAUAUUCAGCACGAGAGGUCAUCAUUCAGUCCUUUCAGCUUUUUGAAGGUGUGGUCAGCCGAGACAUGGACUGUCGUCAUACUGUCUCUGUUAGUGUUGUCUGGGACAUGUUACCUAAUUAGCAGAUAUGUGGCACCACCAGACCGGGUACGAGCCUUGGAAUCUAAAGGGACUGAUAAUCUUUCACCCUGUGGCAGCUUGUGGUUCACGUGUUCAUCGUUGUUACUGAGAGACACGGGUAUCUAUCCCAGGACGUUCUCCCAUCGUGUCUGGGCAUGUUUGUGGUGGAUGAUGUGCUUCUUUCUUGCUAUAGCUUACGUUUCUCACCUUAGUGCCUCCCUCUUACAGACAAGGAGAAGCAUCACAACUACCCAUUCUAUUAAGAAGUCUCAGGAAGUCAUUCAAGACGCACUUGAAAAAGGUAAACCAGAUCUAGGAACUCUAAUUGCUGGAUCAACUAAUCAGUUCUUUAUGAACUCAAGCAUCGGAAUGUAUGAGAGGUAUGGGCGAUAUAUGGAGAAAAAUCCAGAUGUUCUGACCAGAACAUACGCAGAAGGAGCGAAAAGAGUUCGAGAAUCGGAUGGAGCUUAUGCUUUCAUCAUGGAAUCACCAUCCAGUGACUUCUAUGCCAACACUCAGCCAUGUGACCUGUUUGUUUCUGCUAGUUAUCUCACUACGAAGACUCACGCUAUAGCCUUGCCAAAGAACUCUAAUAACAAAGAUAUGAUAGAUCAUGGCGUUCUGUUACUGUUAGAAAGUGGUACUCUCCGCAUGCUCUAUGAAAAAUGGUGGCAUACCUAUUCUUUCAAUUGUGAGGAUCCUAACAUGGACAUCUUAACCAAAGUUUACAACAAGUCCCUAAGACUGCAUGAAGUUUCAGGAGCCUUUUACAUACUAAUAAUAAUAACUCUCGUAUCAUUGGCAGCAGCUGCUAUUGAAAAGUACACAUCCGCUAAAAAGAUCACGCUUGACUAACUGAAAACAUCAUAUAAAGAUCUCGUGUAUUUGAUGAGUUGUUCAACUGACAUAACUGCUGGAAAGUGAAAUUCUGUACAAAAGAUUUUGUUGAUUUUAUGCUUUACUUAUAGUAUGAUGUCAUUAUUUAUUGUUAGAAAUAAAGUUACAGGUAUUUUUAUUAAUA
Messenger RNA from Parasteatoda tepidariorum (common house spider), 2669 nucleotides. Its product is annotated as glutamate receptor 3. Gene Ontology annotation, molecular function: ligand-gated monoatomic ion channel activity. Gene Ontology annotation, cellular component: membrane. NCBI's taxonomy places the organism in Eukaryota, Metazoa, Arthropoda, Arachnida, Araneae, Theridiidae. The record is from RefSeq and is a predicted model, not a curated record.